Callorhinchus milii (elephant shark) is the source of this 1760-nucleotide messenger RNA. It is a transcript of the gene wdr31, whose product is annotated as WD repeat domain 31. NCBI's taxonomy places the organism in Eukaryota, Metazoa, Chordata, Chondrichthyes, Chimaeriformes, Callorhinchidae. Bases 150 to 1181 code for a protein of 343 amino acids. Gene Ontology annotation, molecular function: protein binding. The record is from RefSeq and is a predicted model, not a curated record. The transcript has 10 exons.
UCCGCUACAGGAAUCCACAACCCUCUGAUGACCCGCUGGCCUGAUGAUAAUCCAUGGCUUCGUUCAGGCUGACAUGAAAAGGCCGGCACUUUUUGGACCAUAAAAUACACUACAGUUAUGGCGUGUCUCCACUGAGCACACUUACUGCUAUGGGGAAGCUGCAAAGUAAAGUAAAACGCAGCACGUCCUGCUACAGGGCUGACAUAGAGACCAGCUGCAACACUGGGGGUAAAACAGUGCAGCAGUACAGCCCUGCCCACAGCGAUGCAGUGACCUCCUUGGCUUGCCUGACGCCUGAGUAUUGUGUGUCUGGAGGGAAGGACAAGGCGGUGGUCCUGUAUAACUGGAGAUCUGGCUUUGCACAACAAAGGUACCUGGAACAUGAACGUGACGUUACUAAGGUUGCCUGCGUCUUUCAAUCGAACAGAAUUUUCAGUGCUUCUCGUGACAAGACUGCGCUGAUGUGGGAUGCAGAGAGUAAGGGUGGUCCCCUGCAGGAGUUCACUGGACAUGAACUAGUGGUGACUGGCCUCGCCGUCAGCCCAGAUGGCUUGCUGUUAUGCACGGGAUCCCGGGACAACACCAUGUGCAUGUGGGAUGUACAGACUGGACACUGUUUACACAAUUCCUCCAUCUCCAGGAAUCUGGUGACGCAUGUCUGCUGGGUUCCUGGAGAGUCGCUUGUCGUUCAGACCUCAGAGGACAAGAUGAUGAGGCUGUGGGACAGUCGGGAGCUCCACGUGGCUCACACCUUCCCUGUAAAGCAGCACAUCCAGACCCACUGUGACACGAGUGCUGAGGGACGAUAUUGCGUAACCAGCAGUAAUGGAUUUGGCAGCGAGGGCUGCGAGGCCACACUGUGGGACCUGAGACAGACCAAAGAUAAAGUCUGUGACUAUAGGGGGCACCAACAGAGCACUGCAGCCUGCAUCUUUCUCCCGAGCGGCUCUACCUCAGUCCCUUUAGUGGCAACUUCAUCUCACGACUGUACUGUGAAGCUCUGGAACCGGGACACAGCAGCCUGUGUGAGCUCCUAUUCCCUGGAUGGGGCUGGGCCUCUCACGUCGCUGGCCUCCUGUGACAGGGCCAGUUUGCUGUGCGGCAGCUUUAAUAGAGGAAUUCACGUCCUCGCAGUGAACGAGUCAAGAGGCUGUAGCCUGAGCGAGGUUGCGAGAUUCUGAGCACGUUUCUCGAGCCACACAUGGGGAAACAGCAUCAGAGAGCGUCUGGGGAACCGAUUAUCUGAUUAGCCGAACACAGGGAGGUGGCGCUGGGUGGAAUGAAAGACCAGUGCUCUCUGUGUUUAUGUUAAUAACUAUUAUUAUUAUAUUAAGCACUUUUCUGUUAAUAGGUGAUGUCCCUGUGUGUACUGUGUAUAAUCUGGACUCUCCAAAAUAAGCUAUGAACAAUAUGGGUUAGAUAAGUUUUAAAGGAGUGAAAUUAACCUGAACUUGUUUAAAGUAUUUCCAAGGUACUAGUUGCUGUCGUUCUGGUCCUCGAUGGAAUUUGGGAGUCUGAUGCUAACUGCUCUGCUCUUGGCAAGUGAGAGCUGACCCUUCAUGUCUGAUCCUGUGUGGUUUACACGAGUGCUGUUGCCAGUUCUGUGCAGGGAAUAUCUGCUUGGCACGACCUCUCGACACGAAAGGCGCCGUUUGAAUGUAAUUUUUUUUAGUUGUCUACACCAACUUGGCUCGGUUGGCAGGAUUCUCACCUGUGGGUCAGAAGAUUGCUGGUUUAGAGUCCAGGCUGACGCUCACAGU